Molecule: messenger RNA, 1919 nt
Organism: Anarrhichthys ocellatus (wolf-eel)
Lineage: Eukaryota; Metazoa; Chordata; Actinopteri; Perciformes; Anarhichadidae
Gene: napsa
Product: napsin A aspartic peptidase
Exons: 9
Coding region: 92-1279 (395 amino acids)
Biological process (GO): proteolysis
Cellular component (GO): lysosome
Molecular function (GO): aspartic-type endopeptidase activity
Source: RefSeq, a predicted model, not a curated record
UACGUCAGUUGAAACAGUGACCUGUGAGUUGGUGCGCUCGUUCGUAUCAGAAACAUUUCAAAAGUGUGUUAUUAUUUCUACGAGAACAGAAAUGACACGGCUGAGGAUAUUUAGUUUCAUCGGGGCGCUGCUGAUAACACAAAGCGCCGCCAUAUUCAGAGUGCCACUUCAUAAAACCAGGAGUCUGCGGCGCCUGAUGAGCGACAAUGGGAUGUCUGUGGAGGAGCUCCGGGCUUUAGCGAGGAGCACCGGAGCCCCGGACAGCUCACCCGCUGUGCCCGCAGAGAGGCUGACCAACUUCAUGGAUGCCCAGUACUACGGGGUGAUCAGCAUCGGCACCCCCCCGCAGGACUUCACUGUGCUGUUUGACACCGGCUCCUCCAACCUCUGGGUGCCCUCCAUCCACUGCUCUUUCUUUGACUUGGCCUGCUGGAUUCACCAUCGCUACAACUCGAAGAAGUCGAACACAUUCGUCAAGAACGGCACAGCGUUCUCCAUCCGGUACGGCCGAGGCAGCUUGUCUGGCUUCAUCAGUGGAGACACCGUCUCUAUUGCAGGGAUGCUUGUUCCUGGCCAGCAGUUUGGUGAAGCGGUGAAGCAGCCUGGCAUCACAUUCGCAGUGGCCCGGUUCGACGGGGUCUUGGGCAUGGCCUAUCCCUCCAUAUCAGUAGCCAAAGUCACCCCGGUGUUUGACACGGCCAUGGCGGCCAAGCUGCUGCCCCAGAACAUUUUCUCUUUCUACAUCAGCAGAGACCCAAAAGCAGCAGUAGGAGGAGAACUGAUGCUGGGUGGGACAGACCCCCAGCACUACACCGGAGACCUGCACUAUGUCAACGUCACCCGAAAGGCCUACUGGCAGAUCCAAGUGAGCGGAAUUGAUGUCGGCGACAAGCUGACUAUCUGCAAAGCCGGUUGCCAGGCUAUUGUCGACACCGGAACAUCCUUAAUUGUAGGUCCUGUGGAGGAAGUCAGAGCGCUGCACAAAGCCAUCGGAGCUCUGCCCCUGCUGAUGGGAGAGUACUGGAUCGACUGCAAGAGGAUCCCAUCCCUCCCCGCCAUCGCCUUCAACAUUGGAGGCAAGAUGUUCAACCUGACUGGAGAGGAUUAUAUCAUGAAGGAGACUCAGAUGGGUUCAUCGAUCUGUCUGUCGGGCUUCAUGGCCAUGGAUAUCCCGCCCCCCGCCGGGCCCCUGUGGAUCCUGGGAGACGUGUUCAUUGGGAAGUACUACACCGUGUUCGACCGGGCCGCCGACCGUGUGGGGUUUGCCCCGGCCAAGUAGUUCACUGAACACUGUGUGAAACAUGUUGCACUUCUCCUUUCUACCAGUAUUUGUGAUUUUUCUCAAGGUUGCACCGAGCAACGCUAAAUUUCGUCAUAAACGCCGUUAUUUCAUUUGCAGCAAUCGAAAGCAUCGAGUGGUUGCUGAACAUCACUGAAGAACCUGGCUUGCCACAUAAAUAUCUUGCAUUUGCUUGGAAUAAUGAGGUUUCCAUGAGAAUUUUAGCAAGGAGGGAGGCUGAUUUGUCCCACUGAGCAGUCCAUCGAGUCCUUAUUGAACCGCUUAACUCAGAUUCUUGCACUUGUCUGUGAAGUUGCUUUUGAUUUAAUCAGACCGAUGCAUUGUGACAUAUGUGCCGUUUACUUUUUGUAAUGUAGAUGCAUGGGCAGAAAUGCAAUUUAAUUUUGCGAUGGAAUUUUGUUUCAUUCCUAACAUUCCCAGUUGCCGUCUAAUGAUGGAUAUUAUAAUCGGAGCUGCUUUUGUACACCGGCGAUAUCUCAGCAAUGUGAAUUUUAUACCAAACGUCACUGAAUAAAACUUGAUUCGUCAAACUUUGAUUGGAUUUGUUAACUCUGAUCUUUCAUCAUGUAACAGUAAGUCUCACACUCGAUCCUUAAAUAAAAACCAAGCACAGAUGAAA